AUGAGCCAAGUCUGCGCUAAGUUCUCUGGCCUCUGGAAGAUCGUGGUGUGGGAUGAGGAGUUCUUCCAGGGCCGGAGGCAGGAGUUCACCGCCGAGUGCUAUGACGUGAGGGCGUGCGGCUUCCAGACACUCCGCUCCUUCAAGAUUGAGAGUGGCGCGUGGGCAGGCUUUGAGCACGUGGGCUUCCAGGGGCAGCAGUUCGUUCUGGAGCGAGGCGAGUACCCUCGCUGGGAGGCCUGGAGUGGCAGCCACGCCUACCACAUGGAAAGGAUGAGCUCCUUCCGCCCCAUCGCCUGUGCUAAUCACCGGAACAGCAAGAUGACGAUCUUCGAGUGGGAGAACUUCCUGGGGCGGAAAGGGGAGCUGAGCGAUGACUACCCUUCGCUGCCAGCCACGGGCUGGGGGAGCAGCGCGGUGAGCUCCUUCCAUGCUCACUCUGGCGCCUGGGUCUGCUCUCAGUUCCCUGGGUACCGGGGCUUCCAGUACAUCCUGGAGUGCGACUGUCACGCGGGCGAAUACAAGCACUUCCGGGAGUGGGGCUCCCAUGCACAGACCUCCCAGGUUCAGUCCAUCCGGAGGAUCCAGCAGUGA
Molecule: messenger RNA, 591 nt
Organism: Gopherus flavomarginatus (Mexican gopher tortoise)
Lineage: Eukaryota; Metazoa; Chordata; Testudines; Testudinidae
Gene: CRYBA4
Product: crystallin beta A4
Exons: 5
Coding region: 1-591 (196 amino acids)
Biological process (GO): lens development in camera-type eye; visual perception
Molecular function (GO): structural constituent of eye lens
Source: RefSeq, a predicted model, not a curated record